Messenger RNA from Manihot esculenta (cassava), 1081 nucleotides. RefSeq names its product mRNA turnover protein 4 homolog. The record is from RefSeq and is a predicted model, not a curated record. NCBI's taxonomy places the organism in Eukaryota, Viridiplantae, Streptophyta, Magnoliopsida, Malpighiales, Euphorbiaceae. Gene Ontology annotation, biological process: ribosomal large subunit assembly; nuclear-transcribed mRNA catabolic process; rRNA processing. The transcript has 8 exons. Gene Ontology annotation, cellular component: nucleolus; preribosome, large subunit precursor. Bases 127 to 816 code for a protein of 229 amino acids. Gene Ontology annotation, molecular function: RNA binding.
ACAUUCAUAUAUACAUACCAUAAAACCCUAAACUCGAACCUCGCAUAAAUUUUGUUCACUAGCUUCGCUGAAGCUAAGGGAAGAGGGAGAGCCGCUAUUUUUGCUCUUACAAUUUAGUCACCAACCAUGCCAAAGUCCAAGCGUAACAGAGCAGUUUCACUGACAAAAACCAAGAAGAAAGGGAGAGAACACAAGGAAACCAUAGUGAAUUCGAUAAGGGAAGCUGUGGAAAGCUAUGAUUCGAUUUAUGUGUUUACUUUUGAGAACAUGAGAAAUCUCAAGUUCAAGGAGUUUAGGGAGCAGCUCAAAUCUACCAGCAGAUUCUUCCUAGGAUCAAACAAAGUAAUGCAGGUAUCUCUAGGUCGAUCUGUUGCAGAUGAGAUCAGGCCAGGAAUUCACAAAGUUUCCAAGCUUCUCCGUGGAGAUGCUGGGCUUUUCCUCACCAAGUUGCCAAAAGAAGAAGUUGAGAGGUUAUUUAAUGAAUACGAGGAAUAUGACUUUGCAAGAACAGGAAGCAUUGCAACUGAAAAGAUGGAACUUAAGGAAGGUCCUUUGGAGCAGUUUACCCAUGAGAUGGAGCCCUUUCUUCGGAAGCAAGGAAUGCCUGUUCGGUUGAACAAGGGUGUUGUGGAGCUAGUUUCAGAUUUUGUUGUUUGUGAAGAGGGAAAGCACUUGUCACCUGAGUCGGCUCGAAUAUUGCGAUUAUUGGGCAUCAAGAUGGCUACUUUCCGACUUCACUUAAUUUGCAGAUGGAGUCCUGAAGAUUUUGAGCUAUACAGAGAAGGGCAAGAUGAGUCAGAUGUUGAAUCUGCAUAAAACUGUGGGGCUUGUCAUUGUACUUCUUGAAUUAAUGUACAAUCCUGAUACGAGAAUGAUCCAUCUAAAUCAUCGUGUGUAAUACAAGUUAAUGCAGUCCAAUAUGCAGCCUCUGUGUGUGUUUGUAGCGCAAAGUAACAGAGUUUUGUACCUUAGAGGAAGCUUCAUUUUUAUCUUUCAAUUUUGCCUGCAUGCCGCUGGACCUCAUUUUUGUUUUCAUUUUUUUGGACUACUUGAAGAAAUUGGAACCAGAUUAUUUUGUUCA